AUGGUUAAAUCGUAUAAUCGUUAUGAUCAAGAGAAAUGUUUUGGAUUGAUAACUUCUCAGUCUAAUAUAGUAUGGUUACCACCAUCAGAAACUCAAUCUUCAACUUCAUUAGGAAGAGCAUUAACUUCAGGAUUAGAAGAAAUUUUAAUUUGGGAUAUUAAAACCGGUGAAUUAUUGCAAAAAUUUAAAGAUGGAUUGAACCCAGGUGAAUCAAAUGCUUCAACUUCAAUACCACCAUCACCAAUAACAUAUUUAACACAUCAUCAACAAACAAAUUUAAUUAGUGCAGGAUAUAUGGACGGUACAGUUAAAAUUUGGGAUUUAGCUUCACAAUCAGUUUUAAUCACAUUUCAAGGUCAUAAAUCAAGUAUAACGCAAUUGAAAUUCGAUAGAAAUGGUACUAGACUAAUAUCAGGAUCAAAUGAUUCUACCAUUAUAAUGUGGGAUUUAAUUGGUGAAGAAGGUUUAUUUAAAUUAAAAGGUCAUAAAGGACCAAUCCAUGGAUUGCAAUUUUUAUCACAACAGGAGAAAAAAGAUGGAAGUGAUGACUUAGAUGACUAUUUAAUAAGUUGCUCAAAAGAUGGGCUAAUUAAAUUAUGGGAAUUAAAAUCUCAACAAUGUAUUGAAACUCACUUAGCUCAUUCAAAUGAAUGUUGGACCAUGGGAAUAAAUAAAGGUCAGAAUUUAUUAAUAACAAGUGGGAAUAAAGAUCAAGUCAAAGUUUGGGAUCUUGAUUUGAGUAAAGAAGAUGGAUUAAAAAUACAAGAAAAAGGUGAAAUGGAAAAACAGAGUAAAGCAAGAGCAAAUGAAAUUGAAUUUAAAUAUCUUAAAAAUACUGAAUUAUUUUCAAUACAAAAUGCAGAUAGAACAAUUGAAAUUUUUAGAAUAAGGUCGGAAGAUGAAAUAAAGAAAGGUGUAAAUAAAAGAACUAAAAGAUUAAAAGAAAAAGGAAUGAGAGAAGAAGAAAUCUUACUCUCAAUAAAAGAAUCAGAAAUAAGUAUAUUAAUUACUACAUUUACCACAAUAAGAACCACAGCAAAAAUAAAAUCAUGUCAAUGGAUAAAUAAUUCGAAGAAAUUGGAUAUACUAAUUGCAUUAACAAAUAAUUCAAUAGAAUAUGAUACCAUUCCAAUACCUGAAAGUGUGAAAAAAGCACAACCAACAGAUUUAAUCUUGCAGAAAUUGCAUUCAAUUGAUUUAUUGGGUCAUAGAUUUGAUAUUAGAGCUAUGGAUAUUUCACCAGAUGAUAAUAAAUUAUUAGCUACUGCAUCAAAUGGAGAAUUGAAAGUUUGGAAUAUUUCAACUUUAAAUGUUAUACGUUCCUUUAGUUUAGAAGGUGGUUAUGCAUUAACCUGUAAAUUUUUACCUGGAGGUUCAUUAAUUGUUGUUGGUUUUAAAAAUGGUGAUUUGGAAUUGUAUGAUUUAGCUACUAGCUCAUUAGUUGAUAGAAUUGAAAAUGCGCAUAAGCUAGAAGAAGGUAAUGAUGCAGCUAUAUGGUCAUUAGACUUAACGCCAGAUGGUAAAACUUUAGUCACUGGUGGUAAUGAUAAAUGUGUUAAAUUUUGGGAUUUCAAAGUGGAAACUGAAGUUAUACCCGGUACAAACAAUAAAAGUUCUAUACUAAAAUUCCAUCAUAAACAAACAUUAGAAAUGAAUGAAGAUGUAUUGUGUGUUCGAAUAUCACCAGAUUCAAAGUUUUUAGCAAUUUCAUUAUUAAAUAAUAAUGUUCAAGUUGUAUUUUUAGAUUCAUUCAAAUUAUUUUUAACAUUAUAUGGACAUAAAUUGCCAGUAUUAUCAAUUGAUAUAUCUCAUGAUUCAAAAUUGAUCAUAACUUCAUCAGCAGAUAAGAAUAUAAAAAUUUGGGGUUUAGAUUUUGGUGAUUGUCAUAAAUCAAUUUUUGCUCAUCAAGAUUCAAUUAUGAAUGUUAAAUUUAUUGGUGAUACACAUAAUUUUUUUUCAAGUGGUAAAGAUGGAUUAAUCAAAUAUUGGGAUGGUGAUAAAUUUGAAUGUAUACAAAAAUUACCAGCACAUCAAAGUGAAGUUUGGUGUAUGGCCGUAAGUAAUAAUGGGUUAUUUAUGUGUUCAACAUCUCAUGAUCAUUCAAUUAGAUUAUGGUCAGCAACUAACGAUCAAGUAUUUUUAGAAGAAGAAAGAGAAAAAGAAUUGGAUGAACAAUACGAGAAUACAUUGUUAAAGCAAUUGGACGAUGAACAAGAUAGGCUAAAGAAUGAAGAAGAUGAAGAAAUAGAUGAAUCAACAAAAGUUUCAAAACAAACAAUGGAAACCUUGAAAGCAGGUGAAAAAUUAAUUGAAGCUUUAGAUAUCGGUAUAGAAGAUAUUGAAGCUACUGCUGAAUAUCAAGGUUUGAUUAAAAAAGGUAAAUCAGUGUCAAAACCAACUCCUAAUUCAAUAUUACUCGCAUUUAAUUUAACUGGAUCUCAAUAUGUAUUAAAUACAUUACUUAAAAUUAAACCAUCACAAUUAGAUGAUGCUUUAUUAGUAAUACCAUUUUCAUAUACGUUGAAGUUAUUAAGAUUUAUUGAGAUUUGGACAAAUGAUGAGAAUAUAAAUCUAAAUUUUGUUAAUUUGUCGAUCAUUUGUAAAGUUUUAUUUUUCAUUAUAAAUUCAAAUUUAAAAGAAUUUAUUAAUCAAAGAGAUUCAGUGUUGAAAAAUCAAUUAAUCAAAGUCAAAGAACAAUUGAGAGGUCAUUUACAAAAAAAUAGCGAGAUAUUAGGUGUUAAUACUCAAGGUUUGAAAUUUAUUAAACAACAAUGGAGAUUGAAUCAUGUUAAUGAAUUUAUCGAUCAAGAUGAACAAACUAAGUAUAAUGAAAAACAUGCAAUAAAAAGAAGUUAUCAAACUAUAUAG
This is a messenger RNA of Insectozyma verbasci, 2868 nucleotides long. Lineage: Eukaryota; Fungi; Ascomycota; Pichiomycetes; Serinales; Debaryomycetaceae. The record is from the annotation of a GenBank genome assembly.